AUCGCAAAUUUGGCUGAAUAUCUACUGUAACAAUGAGUAAAGUUUCAUUGAAAAGAGCCGUCAGUGCCAUUCAAAAGUUCUACCCCAUCCGAUUGGCCGAUUCAUCGUGGGACAACACUGGUCUCUUGGUAGAAGCAUACUCUGAGAAAGAUACAUCUGCAUCACUUAAGAUCCUUUUGACCAUCGACUUGACCCAAAGCGUGGUAGAUGAAGCCAUAUCACAUAACACAAACUUGAUCAUGGCGUACCAUCCCUUCAUUUUCAGGGGUCUCAAAAGCAUUACCAGUAAAGACCCUCAGCAGAGAUCUUUAUUGAAGUUGAUAAAAAACGACAUCAGUGUCUAUUGUCCUCACACCGCCGUCGAUAGUGCAGUUGGAGGCGUCAAUGACUUCUUGGUGGACGCGGUCUCUAAAGAAUCUGAAAUUGCAUCUAAGCUGCCCAUCACCCCAGAUUCUUUGGAUCCCAAUUGUGGAGCCGGCAGAAUCAUCAAUUUGGCCAGUCCCAUCUCUCUCGAGAAAGCAGUCGAACGGGUCAAGGAAGCGUUGGGCUUGAAGUAUGUUCAAGUCGCUGUUGCAAAUGGUAAGUCCAAGUCUCACGAGAUCAGCUCGAUUGCAAUUUGUGCUGGGUCAGGAGGAGGUGUCUUUAAAGGUGUUGAAGCAGACUUGUAUUUCACUGGAGAGUUGUCUCACCAUGAAGCCCUUUUCUUCAACGAAUCUGGUAGUUCUGUGAUUGUUUGCAACCAUUCCAACACCGAAAGAGCAUUUUUGAAAGUUUUCAAAGACCAGUUGCAAUCUGAACUCGAAGAUGCUGAAAUAAUUAUAAGCCAGCUGGAUAAGGAUCCGUUUGAAACUUGGUAGGUAGUGAGCCAUGUAGUAUAUUUUGUAAGUAGUUUUCAAUCAGGUUACAUUUUAUAUUUUGUAAGAAGUAUUCAAUUAGGUUACAUUUUAUAUUUUG
Yamadazyma tenuis ATCC 10573 is the source of this 954-nucleotide messenger RNA. RefSeq names its product Nif3p (gene NIF3). Lineage: Eukaryota; Fungi; Ascomycota; Pichiomycetes; Serinales; Debaryomycetaceae. The record is from RefSeq and is a predicted model, not a curated record. Gene Ontology annotation, cellular component: cytoplasm; mitochondrion.